Molecule: messenger RNA, 5457 nt
Organism: Patiria miniata (bat star)
Lineage: Eukaryota; Metazoa; Echinodermata; Asteroidea; Valvatida; Asterinidae
Product: splicing factor 3B subunit 1-like
Exons: 22
Coding region: 1-3945 (1314 amino acids)
Biological process (GO): spliceosomal complex assembly
Cellular component (GO): U2 snRNP; U2-type prespliceosome; catalytic step 2 spliceosome
Molecular function (GO): mRNA binding
Source: RefSeq, a predicted model, not a curated record
AUGGCGGCCAUUCAUUCGAGAGAAGAUAUUGAGCGGCAGAUUCAAGAGAUACAAAACCGCACUGCAACUCUUCGUCAAAACGAUGAAGCACCUGCAACCAACGGGAAGGAUGAAGCUGCAGGAUUUGCUGAGACGGGGCACUUUGACCGAGAAAUCUAUGAUAAAAGUGUCCGGAGCCGGUUUGAGGGCUAUGACUAUUCCAUUGCAGCUAAUGAAGCAGAUGAGGAUGAAGAUGAUUACAGCAAUCAUUCCUUGAUGAAUAAGAGCAGCAUCACGGCUCCAGCAUCCUUGUUCAGUGAAGCACAGGAGGCAGCUAAGGACUAUGACCCAUUUGCUGGUAACAAUGCAGCUAGGAUUGCUGAACGUGAAGAUGAAUAUCGUGCUCGUAGACGAAUGAUGAUCAUCUCACCUGCUAGACACGAUCCCUUCGCUGACGGUGGCAAAACUCCUGACCCUGGAGAGAGGACUUACGUUGACAUUCGAAGAGAACAAUCCAUGACAAAAGAACAGGCUGGGCUUCGUCUUCAGAUGCAGGACAAAGCUAAGAAGGGUGAGCUUGAGGUGCAGACGACUAAAACAGCAUCCAAACCAGUCAAACGGCGUCGUUGGGAUCAAGUAGGUGAAGAAACACCUGGCGCCACGCCCAAAAAGAAGACAAGUACCUGGGAACAGGCAGAGCAACAAGCCUCAACUCCAUCCAUCAGUCGCUGGGAUGAAACACCAGGCAGAGCAAAAGGUAGUGAGACACCAGGAGCUACACCCAGCGCAAGCACACGGGUAUGGGAGAACACACCUGCCCACCUGACACCUGGUCAUGUGACACCAAGUCAUGCUACCCCUGGACAUGCUACACCGGGUCACGCUACACCAGGACAUAGUGCAACACCAAGCGCUCGUAGGAAUAGAUGGGACGAGACACCUAGAACUGAGAGAGAAACUCCUGGGCAUGGAAGUGGAUGGGCGGAGACUCCUCGCACUGAUCGUGGGGGUGAUGCUCCAUCAGAGACUCCUACUCCAGGCAGUAAGCGUCGAUCUCGUUGGGAUGAGACUCCAGCUGGAAGUCAGACGCCCAGUGCCACGCCCAUCGUGGGUAAUACUGCCACACCCGUGGGUCAGAAGGCCAUGGUGAUGCAGACACCAUCACAGUCAGCACUGAGAAUGAUGACACCAGAACAACUUCAAGCUUGGAGAUGGGAGAAGGAAAUUGAUGAGAGAAAUCGAGCCUUGAGUGAUGAUGAGCUGGAUGCUAUGUUCCCUGAAGGAUACAAGGUACUACAACCUCCAGCUGGCUAUGUUCCGAUCCGUACUCCAGCCCGUAAACUGACAUCUACCCCUACCCCUAUGGGUGGACUCAGCGGAUUCCAUAUGCAGACAGAUGAUAAGACUGUAGAUCCUGGCUUAGCUCAACCGCCUGGUAAUCUGCCGUUCCUUAAACCUGAUGAUGCCCAGUACUUCGGCAAACUGUUGAAUGACAUAGAUGAAAGUACAUUGAGUGCAGAGGAACAGAAAGAACGUCGCAUUAUGAAGUUGCUGCUGAAGAUCAAGAAUGGGACACCACCGAUGCGUAAAGCAGCCUUGCGUCAAAUCACUGACAAGGCUAGGGAAUUCAACGCUGGACCACUCUUCAAUCAAAUCCUUCCGUUGUUGAUGUCACCAACUCUAGAGGAUCAAGAGCGCCAUCUAUUGGUUAAGGUCAUCGAUCGCAUUCUGUACAAGCUGGACGAUCUGGUGCGACCAUACGUACACAAGAUCCUUGUUGUGAUUGAACCUCUCCUGAUUGACGAAGAUUACUACGCUCGUGUAGAAGGCAGAGAGAUCAUCUCUAAUCUGGCCAAAGCAGCUGGUCUAGCUACCAUGAUCUCCACCAUGCGUCCUGAUAUUGACAACUUGGAUGAGUAUGUGCGUAAUACUACAGCGCGUGCAUUUGCAGUGGUGGCAUCAGCUCUGGGUAUCCCAUCAUUGCUGCCGUUCUUGAAGGCCGUGUGUAAGAGUAAGAAGUCUUGGCAGGCUAGACAUACUGGCAUCAAGAUUGUACAGCAGAUUGCUAUCCUGAUGGGAUGUGCUAUUCUACCACAUCUCAGGAAUCUGGUCGAGAUUAUUGAACAUGGACUUGUGGAUGAGCAGCAGAAGGUUCGUACCAUCACAGCCUUAGCCUUAGCCGCUCUUGCUGAAGCAGCUACUCCUUAUGGCAUUGAGUCAUUUGACAGUGUCUUGAAACCUCUCUGGAAGGGUAUCAGGCAGCACAGAGGAAAGGGUCUUGCUGCCUUCUUGAAAGCAAUCGGAUACCUGAUUCCUUUGAUGGAUCCUGAGUAUGCCAACUACUACACUAGGGAAGUCAUGUUGAUUCUUAUCCGUGAAUUCCAGUCUCCUGAUGAAGAGAUGAAGAAGAUUGUGCUCAAGGUAGUGAAGCAGUGUUGUGCUACUGAUGGUGUGGAAGCUCAGUACAUCCGAGAUGAAGUCCUGCCAUCAUUCUUCAAACACUUCUGGCAACAUCGAAUGGCUCUUGAUAGGCGCAAUUACAGACAGUUGGUGGACACCACCGUUGAGUUGGCUAACAAGGUUGGCGCUGCUGAAAUUAUCGGUCGCAUCGUUGAUGAUCUUAAGGAUGAGGCAGAACAGUAUCGAAAGAUGGUCAUGGAGACGAUUGAGAAGAUUAUGGGCAACUUAGGAGCAGCAGACAUCGACUCUAGGCUAGAAGAGCAACUUAUUGAUGGCAUCCUGUACGCCUUCCAAGAACAGACUACAGAGGACUCUGUGAUGUUAAAUGGUUUUGGUACCGUCGUCAAUGCUCUGGGGAAGCGAGUCAAACCCUACUUGCCACAGAUCUGUGGUACCAUCCUGUGGCGUCUCAACAACAAAGCUGCCAAGGUGCGCCAACAGGCUGCUGAUCUCAUCUCCAGAAUUGCUGUCGUCAUGAGGACAUGUCAAGAGGAGAAGUUGAUGGGUCAUCUUGGUGUUGUCUUAUAUGAGUACCUUGGUGAGGAAUAUCCCGAGGUACUUGGAAGCAUCUUAGGAGCUCUCAAGUCCAUUGUUAAUGUCAUUGGGAUGCAUAAGAUGACUCCGCCUAUCAAGGACUUACUGCCAAGAUUGACGCCUAUCCUCAAAAACAGACAUGAGAAGGUACAGGAGAACUGCAUUGAUCUUGUGGGUCGUAUAGCUGAUCGUGGAGCAGAGUACGUCUCAGCCAGAGAAUGGAUGAGAAUUUGCUUUGAGCUUCUAGAACUCCUCAAGGCUCACAAGAAAGCUAUCAGAAGAGCUACUGUCAACACGUUUGGAUACAUUGCCAAGGCUAUUGGUCCCCAUGAUGUACUGGCAACCCUUCUGAACAAUCUCAAGGUACAAGAGCGUCAGAAUCGUGUCUGUACCACAGUAGCCAUCGCUAUUGUUGCCGAGACUUGCUCACCGUUUACUGUUCUCCCAGCCCUGAUGAAUGAGUAUCGAGUACCUGAGCUGAACGUGCAGAAUGGUGUACUCAAAUCACUGUCGUUCUUGUUUGAGUAUAUCGGUGAGAUGGGAAAGGAUUACAUCUAUGCUGUGACACCAUUACUGGAAGAUGCAUUGAUGGAUAGAGACCUGGUUCAUCGUCAGACUGCUUGUGCAGCCAUCAAACACAUGUCAUUGGGUGUGUUCGGAUUCGGAUGCGAAGAUGCUCUUGUUCAUCUCCUUAACUUUGUCUGGCCUAACAUCUUUGAGACGUCGCCUCAUGUCAUCCAAGCAGUCAUGGAUGCAAUUGAAGGGAUGAGAGUUGGUCUGGGUGCUAACAAGAUGCUACAAUAUGCACUACAGGGUCUGUUCCACCCAGCAAGGAAGGUCCGUGAUGUGUAUUGGAAGAUCUACAAUACAUUGUACAUCGGUGCACAGGAUUCACUGGUAGCCGGCUAUCCACGGGUUCCCAAUGAUGAGAAGAAUCAAUACGUUAGAUAUGAACUGGAGUAUUUCUUGUAAGUUGUCUGUGAUGCUCAGCCACACUCCAGAUUUACUCUUCUUCAUGUCUGAAUUAAGUGUUACUCCAGUACCAUUCCCUGUCUAGCAUUUGUCUAGUUUGACAACAAUCAAAGCCAGCAGUGUUGUAGCUGAGGUACUUACAAUGGAUCACAAGUCAAUUAUAAGUCCAAGUAAAUUACAAGUCCAGUCACAGGUUACAUGGGAUUAACAAUAACUAAGGAAUGCUUCCUUGUUCAUUUAAAUAGCUUAUGAGUUGACAUGGGACAGGAUGCCUUGUGAUAGACAUGUGAAUGGAUAUUUUAGGAUCCAAUUACAUCACUUCUAUUUUUGAUUCACCGAUUGAUCUGGACAGAGUUUGAUUUGUACAUACAGUGAAAAUCAGUGAGUGAUUAAAAAAACUGAGAACCUUGUUUUGCUUGGUAAGAAUUGAGUAUUAAAUGUUUCACAUUUUGACAAAGUUACUUGCUUUUAUUUAGUAGAUUAUGAAUUGAAAUAAUAUCAGAAACUUGUAAAAUGUCAGAAAGCAAGAUGGCUUUGAAAAGAUGAGGACUUUUUAUUGGUCAGGAUACUCAAAGAUAGAACACUUCAAAAUCUUGUUUCAAAUGUUUUGUGUUAUCAUAAGGUUCUUCCCUAACAGUCCUGAAUCCUCCAAUUUCAAUACGAUUUUGCACACCCCCUAGGGAGUUAAGGUUAAAACAAAAAGUCAUAGCGCCCAAGAGGCCAAUGUUGCAUGGUUAAGUUAAUAAAACAAAACAUUUUAUUUGUAUAAAAGAGCACAUGUCGUGACCUGACAAUGUGUCCAUUCUUUCCAUGUAAACUUAACACUGACGAUGGGAACAUAUUACCCCUUGAAUAUUCGGUUGUCUUGUUUAGUUUAUUGGCCAUAAAAGUCACAAAACAGAUUUCCGAGUAAUUCUAUGGUCAUACCUUUUAAAAUGAUACAUUUGUAUAUAGCAAGCUGUGAAUGAGUUAAUCAAUUUGUUUUGAAUCUUGAGGAAAUGGUAACCUUUUGUUACAAACAUUUCUUCGUUCUACUCUUUGAAAAUCAUCCCCUUAACUCAGAUAUCUGGUUGAGCAGUGAUUCAACACGUUAAUUUGGUUCAUUGCCAAGCUAAGAUUCUGUCUCCUAACCUUUUUGAAUCAAUAACACAAUUGAGAUUUCUAUCCUUGCAGGUUUUGUUGAAGAUAAGAUUUUGCCUUAAAGUGGGGCUAAAGUCAUUUUUGGUAGGUAUGAUUAUAAAGUGUGAAUAACUCUGAAAAUGGUGAGGUUAAAUUUCAAAUACUUGUACAAAUGUUGUUUUUUAGUGAAAAAAAAGGUACGAGUGGCAAGGGCGGAUCCAAAACAUCACCUUUUGGGGGGGGGGGGGUGGCAAAAAAGUGGGUUCCCCAAAAAUUACAGCACGGUGUUCAGGGUCUACUUAAGGGCCCAGAUCAAUUUUCGGAUUCCAGAUGCUCUGUGGUGUGAUCUGAGGCAAUUUCUGACCACUUUCCCAAUUUUUUUUCACUUAAAAA